Molecule: messenger RNA, 3390 nt
Organism: Carassius auratus (goldfish)
Lineage: Eukaryota; Metazoa; Chordata; Actinopteri; Cypriniformes; Cyprinidae
Product: alpha-N-acetylgalactosaminide alpha-2,6-sialyltransferase 2-like
Exons: 10
Coding region: 543-2348 (601 amino acids)
Molecular function (GO): sialyltransferase activity
Source: RefSeq, a predicted model, not a curated record
UGCCUAAGUUUGCACGUUCCAGGGUCUGUCUUCAAACGUCAGCUGACUUGCCACGGUUUGUUUUGUUCAUCACUGUUGUUCUCACAUAUCCCUGAGUUGUGAGAACCAUCUCUCUGUUCUUCUCGUAUUUUAUGUCUUCCUUUUGGGGGAGGGGGAAGAGGAGUUGACCAAUUGCUAGCAGCUGUUACUCCUUUCACAAUAGGGCCGCCUCUCGAGCCCAGUGUGUGCGAGUGUGACUGAGAGUUGAGUUGUUAAAGCAGGCACACUGCUGCUCGACUUCACCCUUCUCCGCUUGACAGGAUUUCCCUUUCAGAAGUCCUGGUGGUGCCGGGAGACUCCAACGUAUGAAAGCCGGAGCUCAAAACCUACUAAUUAAUUGGCAACGACCCUCCCAACCCUUUCCCUUGAGGAGCACUUUUAAACCCCAGUUUCAUCAAAACACUUCAACCGCUUCAACCCUUCCUCAGGAGAACGCUCAUGUGCUUACAAGGUGACCAGAUGUUCUGGGGAACACAGACUUGCAACACAAGGAAAGUAGCACGAUGACAGGCCGGCUGCCCUCGAGGCUUGUGCUGUGGUUCAUAGGGUUGUUGGGUGUCGCGUUAUUGACAUUAUUCCUGGUUUGCGUGACUAUGCAGAAUCAGGUGCCAUGGCAAGUGAUGAGUCUGCAAAACUUCAGGUUUUUUUCUGACAAGAAUAACAGCAUUUCUUUGAAAAAUCAACCAUCUUCUGAGAAUGAACUGGAGCAAAAUUCAUUGCAGAAAUCAGAUGUUCAGAAUUCAUUGCAGAAAUCAGAUGUUCAGAAUUCAUUGCAGAAAUCAGAUGUUCAGAAUUCAUUGCAGAAAUCAGAUGUUCAGAAUUCAUUGCAGAAAUCAGAUGUUCAGAAUUCAUUGCAGAAAUCAGAUGUUCAGAAUUCAUUGCAGAAAUCAGAUGUUCAGAAUUCAUUGCAGAAAUCAGAUGUUCAGAAUUCAUUGCAGAAAUCAGAUGUUCAGAAUUCAUUGCAGAAACCAGAUGUUCAGAAUUCAUUUCAGAAACCAGAUGUUAUGAAAUCAUUGCAGAAAUCAGAUGUUAUGAAAUCAUUGCAGAAAUCAGAUGUUCAGAAUUCAUUGCAGAAAUCAGAUGUUCAGAAUUCAUUGCAGAAAUCAGAUGUUCAGAAUUCAUUGCAGAAAUCAGAUGUUCAGAAUUCAUUGCAGAAAUCAGAUGUUCAGAAUUCAUUGCAGAAAUCAGAUGUUCAGAAUUCAUUGCAGAAAUCAGAUUUUCAGAAUUCAUUGCAGAAAUCAGUGUCAGGAAAUGAUGCAAAGUCUGAUCAAGCAAAUUCAAUCACAAUCUCCUUAAAACCAGUGCCAAAACCCACUGAGACUGACUUUUUUGGUGACCAGUAUGCCACAGAUGACUUUCCUUCACAAACCAACUGUCCCAACAAUAUUAGGAAGCGUGUGCCUCAGACUCAAUUUGCUGAGAUGUUUCUGCACGAUAUUCCAGUGCUCCAAUGGGCAAAGCAUUUUAGUCCAGAAGAGUACCAGCGGUUGAGUCACUUUAGUGGAGCACACGGCUGGGGAAGUGUCAAAGCUGAAGUUUUGAAUAGCUCACUGGCAAUUUUAAAUAAAACUGCAAAUCGGAUGAUGUUUGAUGACUGGGAUAAUAGAGCAGACCGAUCUGAGUGCAUUCGCUGCGCUGUGGUGGGAAAUGGGGGAAUACUGAAUGGUUCAAGGAAAGGCAAGGAGAUCGAUGACCAUCACUACGUCUUUAGGGUAAAUGGUGCGGCUCUUAAAGGGUUUGAGGAUGAUGUGGGAUCCCGGACUUCCUUCUACACAUUCUCAACCAACACCAUGCGAAACUCCAUAUAUAGCUAUGCUCACAUAGGCUACAGAGGGCCACCUAUAUCCAAGGAAACCAGGUACAUAUUCCUGCCAGACCAUGACCGAGAUUAUAUUCUUAUGAAGGCGGCUUCCACACACACAGCAAUUGAUCAAGGCCCUGAGCGCAGCAAAAAGCCCCCUGCAUACUUUGGUGAAGAUGUGACUGUUGAAAAAUUCAAAAUCUACCACCCAGACUUUAUCCGCUACCUCCGAAACAGGUUCCUGCAUUCAAACCUUCUGAAAACAAACGCGAGAGGAAUUUACAGGCCGUCAACAGGAGCAGUGAUGCUCCUAGCUGCUAUUCAUACAUGUGACCAGGUUGAUGCUUACGGGUUCAUGACCCCUGACUACAUUUUGUAUUCAGACCACUACUACGACAAACAGCGCCAUGAAGUGCAUUUCUAUGCCAAUCAUGACAUGCGAAUGGAAAUGAGGUUGUGGCAAGAGCUGCAUAAUGCCGGUCUGAUCAAUCUCUUCAUGCGCCGAUAAGCACAUAUGGAUGGACGCUACACACUGUAUAACGUGUUUUUUAUUGUGAGAAGAACUGAAAAACCUCUGGUAGGUGUGUGAAGGACAAGCCUGUUAUUCCCCCAAUGGUAUUAGACAUAUUUGCCUUCUGAAGGAAAAGUUAAUAACUGUUGUUCAACAAAAAACUACGUGCAGAGGCUAUGUAGUCAACACUUUAGAUUGAUUGUCUUUUGAGUCAAUUCACGAGAGACAAAUGGCUGACAUGUGUUUUAGGGAGAGGCCUUGUAAACAUCGAUAUAGUGUUCAGGAAUGACUGAAUAACUCUUGUGUUCUCGGCUGCUGUUUGUUCACACAUAUUGAGUCAUUUCACAUCGAGGCUGGGCAGGAUGAAUCAUGGUCUUAAUUUGGGCCACGUACAAAGAUUCUGUAAUAAGUGCCUUAAUACUUCUCAAACGCUGGACUGUCAUGGCGUGUGAGAAACAGCGAUUCAGAGAACACUACGUGAAAAAUACUCAACCAAAGAGAAUAAUUUAAAUGAUUUUAUUUUUAAUUCUUAAUCCUAUUUUUAACAUUGCGUGCGAGUAUAAAUGUUUCUAGGUGGUCCGUUCAAAAUGUACCUGUUGCCAUGUUGCAUCACGUGGAAAUGAAGAAGUUUUUGUUUUUAAGAGACUUUUUAUGCUUGGGCUGUAAUGUUUACAGCUUAACUUUACUUGGAAGCUUUAAAGUGCAAUAGCUAAUGGCUCACAAUCUGUUUGAAUCAAAAUGUGAAUUUCUUUUGUGAUUUGUUUGAUUCUGCUAUGGUGUGUUUGGUCACUUGAUGCUAUCUCAUGAUUGUAUUUAACAAAUUCUUUACCAAAUAAUUGAACUGCUAUGUUCACUCAAAUUAACUGGUGUCGAGGAUCACCACACUCCUGGUUCACGAGUUCAUAAAUCAUUCCAACUUUAAUAAAAAUAUUUUUGGAAACAAAUGCUAGUAACAGAGAUUGAACGAUGGUCCUAAAGCAAGGGUGUAUUUUAAACUCAUAAUAAAUCCUUUGAAAUGGUGUUGUUGAUUUAAAAAUGA